CGCUAUUUACCGCGGCAGCGCUGCGAUGAUGAUAUCACAAUCUCCGCUUCCGAUCCUCGAUUGUGUCCACUGCGUCUCCGACCCUUAAUCACCUUCGCGCCAGCGAUCCACCCCUCGGACUUGCACCGGACGCUUUAAUCUCCACUGGUUCGUGUGCGGUCCAGGGGAGAUUGUGUCCGCGGCGGAUGCCGUUUUCGCGACGCUGGUGUGGCUUGGCUUGGAAUGCCGCUGCGCAUUUGAACUCAUGCAUGGCUCUCGUACCAUGACUUGUCUGUUUUGGUGACUCUGUUCUGAGUAGGCCAUCGGAUAGCUCCAUUCGGCGGAUUUUCAGCGCUGCUCAGUUCAUGAAUAGCUCCUCCUGCGAGAGUGAUUUGCAAUUAAGGAGAUGCGUUCCAGAUAGAGGUCGAAUCUUAUCUCAAUCAGCUUCAGGAAUGGCGGAUGGUGAUUUUGAUAUUCCGGACGCUGAAGAGGUUGAAGAAACUGGAGAGGAAGUAGAUUAUGAUCCCCAGACAGUAGGGAAGGUUCAAGAAUUGAUCAAGGGCGGAGGGUUGCAAAAGCUUAUUACCAAAGCUGGAGAAGGGUGGGAGACCCCUGAUACUGGCGAUGAAGUCUCAGUGCAUUACACUGGGACUCUACUCGAUGGGACGAAGUUUGAUUCAAGUCUGGACAGAGGGCAGCCUUUCACCUUCAAAUUGGGUCAAGGUCAAGUGAUCAAGGGAUGGGAUAAGGGCGUUGCAACCAUGAAGAAGGGGGAGAAAGCUACAUUCACGAUAUCCCCAGAAAAUGCUUAUGGAGAAGCUGGGUCACCUCCCGUUAUCCCGGCUAACGCAACUUUGAAGUUUGACGUAGAGCUCCUUCAUUGGGCUAGUGUGAAGGACAUUUGCAAGGAUGGUGGCAUUAUUAAGAAAAUUGUUACGGAAGGCAAAAAGUGGGAGAAUCCAAAGGAUCUUGAUGAAGUUCUCGUGAAGUACGAAGUGAGACUCCAGCGACAUCAGACAGUAGUGGCGAAGUCCCCAGAAAGUGGAGUUGAAUUCACUGUCAAAGAUGGGCAUUUCUGUCCUGCGAUUGGCCAGGCAGUGAAGACUAUGUUAAAAGGAGAGAAAGCACUACUGACAGUGAAGCCCCGAUAUGGAUUUGGAGAGAAGGGAGCAGCUCCCUCUGGAGAUGUGAAAGCUAUUCCGAGUGAUGCAGUUCUUGAAAUCGAGCUUGAGCUCAUUUCAUGGAAAGUGGUAGAGGAGGUCACCGAUGAUAAAAAAGUGAUCAAGAAAAUUUUGACGGCAGGCGAAGGCUAUGAGAAGCCCAAUGAUGGAUCGACUGUUAAAGUGCGGUACGUGGCCAAGUUGGAGAAUGGAACGAUCUUUGAGAAGAACGGUCAGGAUGGCGAGGAACUGUUCCAAUUUGUCACUGAUGAAGGACAAGUUAUCGAUGGUCUUGAUAAGGCUGUGCUUACUAUGAAGAAAAAUGAGCACGCUCUUGUUACCAUCUACCCGGAAUACGGAUUUGGAGGAGAGGAGACAAAGCGGGAUCUGGCCAUAGUGCCCGCUAAUUCUACUCUCUUUUACGAGAUUGAGUUAGUAGAGUUUAUUAAGGAAAAGGAAUCUUGGGAAUUAGAGGUUCCCGAGAAAUUAGAGCUGGCUGCGAAAAAGAAGGAGGACGGUAAUGCGCUUUUCAAGGCUGGCAAUUACGCACGGGCAUCUAAGAGAUAUGAGAAGGCGGUAAAAUUGAUAGAGUAUGACAGCAGUUUCGACGAUGCUCAAAAGAAGCAGGCUAAGACUCUUAAAGUUAGUUGCAAUCUCAAUAUGGCUGCAUGCAAGUUAAAGCUUAAAGACUACAGAGAGGUGGUGAAAUUGACUACCAAGGUUCUGGAGUUGGAGUCUUCGAAUGUGAAGGCCUUGUACAGGAGAGUGCAAGCUUACAUUGAAUUGUUGGACCUUGAUUACGCGGAGACAGACAUCAAGAAGGCCCUGGAUAUUGAUCCCCAGAAUCGGGAGGUAAAACUUGAAUACAAGCGCUUGAAACAAAAGCUGGCUGAACAAAACAAGAAAGAAGCAAAGUUGUAUGGCAACAUGUUUGCUCGCCUCAGCAAGAUGGAAGCAGCAGAGAAGAAAAUGGAGCCAGCCAACGGCGCUGCAGCCGCGCCAGAGCCCAUGGUUACUACAUAACGGAAUGAAGCGUAGUAUAUAACGCAGGAAAAUAGACAUGGCUUUCAAUACUUGUGCAAGGUUGUAUUGACAGUAUGUGGUUACCAAUUUUGAUCAUGGCAAUGCAAUGAAACUUUCCAGUUCGUAUGCAUGUAUUAAGUUCUAGUUAGGAAGGAACAACCGUAUGUGUAAGGGGAAAGAAAAAUUGGUUGGUAGAAAGUCCUAUUGCUGAAUUGUUCGUAGCAGAGCCCCUUAACAUGUGUUCGUUUCUCUUAUUGAUAAUCUCAUAAUUCGAGGUGACGACACUCAGUCAGAACAGGAUUUUUACCUCUAA
Messenger RNA from Physcomitrium patens, 2475 nucleotides. The record is from RefSeq and is a predicted model, not a curated record. Lineage: Eukaryota; Viridiplantae; Streptophyta; Bryopsida; Funariales; Funariaceae.